Molecule: messenger RNA, 3360 nt
Organism: Candidozyma haemuli
Lineage: Eukaryota; Fungi; Ascomycota; Pichiomycetes; Serinales; Metschnikowiaceae
Product: phosphatidylinositol-3-/phosphoinositide 5-phosphatase
Exons: 2
Coding region: 1-3360 (1119 amino acids)
Biological process (GO): phosphatidylinositol dephosphorylation
Cellular component (GO): cytoplasm; membrane
Molecular function (GO): phosphatidylinositol-3,5-bisphosphate 5-phosphatase activity; phosphatidylinositol-4,5-bisphosphate 5-phosphatase activity
Source: RefSeq, a predicted model, not a curated record
AUGAAGGUAUUGUUGUGUGAGGAGCCCAGGAUCAUUGCUUUGGUCUCUGAGACUCAUGCUCUCACCUUCCGUUUGCUUUCGUCUAACUUGGAUGACCCCAAAAAGAGUCCUUCGGUAGAAGUUCAGCUUGAGCCGACCUCCAACUUCCAGCACAACAGGAAAUAUAAGGUUUUGAUCCACAGAGACAUUCACGGAUGUUUAGGUCUUAUUACCAUUGACCAACAGGUCUACUUGGCUUUAAUCACUGGAGCUUCAACGAAUGUUGCCCGUCCUGUUCCGUAUGAAUCGGUUGACAAGAUUUACGCAGUGGACUUUGUCUCGUUGGGAAGCAACGAAUGGGACUACGUCAAUUUGGAUUCUGGUGGAAUGCCAAUUCAGACCCAAGAACCUGACGAAUACGAUCCUAGCAGUGGUGGUCUGAGAGUCGUGCAUCCUUGUUUUGAGAUCAAGAAGUUGUUAUCUAAUGGAUCUUUCUACUUCUCGAAUGACUUUGACUUAACCUCAACUUUGCAGAAUAGAGGAAUUGAUUCCGCCAAAUUUGAUAAGGCGGCUCGUGACUCUGAGAAGGCUGAUAGUAUAACCAGAGUGAAUUUACAGCACUACGAAGAGCAGUACAUGUGGAACCUGUUUUUGAUGAAAGAGCUUUUGAAGUUUAGAGCUAAUUUAGAUGACCUCGCUAUGGAAGUGAUUGACAAGAAUAGGUUCUUGACAACGGUGAUUCGUGGAUUUGCAAAGACAGUACGUUUGAAUUCAAGAGGCGAUACAAUCAGUAUCAUCUCCAAGCAAUCGUGGAAGAGAGCAGGUACCCGGUUCAAUGCCAGAGGUAUAGAUGAUGAUGGCCAUGUCGCCAACUUUGUUGAAUCUGACUUUAUCUUUAACAAUGUUUCCCUGCGACUGGUGUUUUCGUUUACUCAGAUCAGAGGUUCUGUACCAGCCUUCUGGGAACAGGACUCUACGUUGAUCAACCCCAAGAUUACGAUCACUAGAUCCCGUGAAGCCACACAGCCUGCCUUCAAUAAGCACUUUGAUGAGGUCUGCGAGAAAUAUGGUGUCUGCCACAUCGUCAAUCUUCUUUCCAAAACCAAGACACAAGAGGUUAAUGUGCUGCGUUGUUAUAAAGAACUCUUAGACAAGUCGCCCCAUAGAUCGGAACUCUCAUACAGUCAUUUUGAUUUCCACGCAGAGACAAAGCAGCUGAGCGGUGGCUUCGCAGGUGCAACCAAGAUUCUUCCUUUAUUAUACGAGUCUUUGGAGUCUUUUGGAUGGUAUGACUUCGAUAUCCAAGAAAACGAAGUGGUGACGCGCCAGGAUGGUGUCUUCCGUGUUAAUUGUUUGGAUUGUUUGGAUAGGACGAAUCUUGUUGAGCAGGUGGUUUGUCAAAGGAUAAUGAGCCACAUUCUCAAGAACCAGAUGCCUGGUAACGGGAAAUCACCCCGUGAGAAACAACUUAUCGAAGAACUCACUCUCAAACACAACGCUCUUUGGGCCGAUAAUGGUGAUGCAAUUUCUCAGAUCUACACCGGUACGAAUGCCUUGAAAUCUUCUUUCUCGCGGUCAGGUAAAAUGAAUUUCGCUGGUGCACUCUCGGAUGUUACCAAGUCAGUCUCCAGAAUGUAUCAGAACACGUUUGUGGAUUCGAAGAAACAGCUGGUGAUGGAUACAUUACUCGGAAAAGAUGCUAAGAAUGGAAAAGCAGUCAAAAUUUUCGACCCUAUUUAUGAGUCUGUCCAUGAGAAACUCCAGCAGAACUCUUCGGCAUUCACAACUUACAAAAAUAUUAACAUGUUCGUCGGUACUUUCAAUGUCAGCGCUGCGUCACAUCCAAUCCGUGAAAGUCUCGAAGAAUGGCUCUUUCCUUCUGCCAAUAGCAAGAUCCCAGCCCCUGAGAUUUAUGCAAUUGGUCUUCAAGAGUUGAUUGAGCUCAACGCGGGAUCGUUCCUCACAUCGGACUCAUCCAAACCUGCGGCAUGGGGAGAAUUUUUGGCAAAGCAGCUUUCAUCCAAGGGAGAGGACUACUAUUUGCUCCGAACUGAAGCUAUUGCUUCCAUGAGUAUGUACUUGUUCGUCAGAAGAGAUCAGGUUCAACAAGUCACUCAAGUUUCUGGAUCAUCUAAGAAAACUGGUCUCGGUGGUAUGACUGCGAAUAAGGGUGCCUGUGCUGUCAGAUUCGAAUUCGGAUCCACUUCAUUUGCUUUAAUUACUUCCCACUUGGCUGCAGGUGUCACUGCUACUGUGGAAAGAUAUAAUGACUAUAUGCUGAUUAUGCAAGGCCUCACUUUUACAAGGAAUUACACAAUCGGUGAUCACGACAACAUCAUCUGGUUCGGUGAUUUGAAUUAUAGAGUGGAACUCCCGAACGAUAGAUGCAGAUAUCUCGUCGAGACGGGAUCUUUUGAUGAGUUGACUGAUGCAGACCAGUUGCAAGCAGAAAUGGCCAAGGAAAGUCCUUUGAGGUUCUACCCAACUUACAAGUUCGACAAAGGUACCUCCAAUUAUGAUACAUCCGAAAAGCAGAGAGUGCCUUCUUGGACGGACAGAGUUCUUUUCAGAAGCAUCAACAAGGAUGGUAUGAAGGCUUUGAACUACGGAUCAGUGAUGGAUAUCUUCGUCAGUGACCACAAACCCGUCUUCUCCACAUUCAAAGUCAACAUCAAGUUUGUCAACAAGGCCAAGAAGAACAAGUUAACAGAGGAGUAUUAUAAUGCCUACAAAAAAGAGUUCGGAUCCAGUCUGAGCUUGAUCGAGUUUGGAAAUAGUGACUCUUCCUCGCCAGGUACUACUGCAAGCUCCACAUUUACUUCAGACACCCUUUCAGAUAUGAAUAUCCUAGAUGAUGACUACUCAAGCGGAAAGCCACCAGUACGUGGACCAAAACCUCGCGCUGUUGACACUUUACCAAGACGUGUGCCGCCACCUCAUGUUAGCAGAAAGACAGUUUCUCAUGACAGAGACGAGAAACCAGCGAGGGAAACCCCUUCGAAGGUAAGACCGAAUGUUUCCACUCCUCCUCCACCUCCUCCCUCGAGAAACUCGGCUCCUCCUUCAAGAAGUAGCCAUCACAACUUGGCUUUUUCGGCUGCUCCCCUCGUUCCAUCCGGUUCCCAACCUUCCACUCCACGCUCCAUGUCGCCAAGUGUAUCCAACACGGCAGCUUCGUCGCCAGCUAGAUCUGCUUCUGACAUGAAGCCUGUGAAGCCUUCAAAACCAAAGGCUUUGUCCACUAACAAGGUUGAACAAGUUUCGCAGCAAAAGCCAGCUGGUGGAAGAGCGCCACCUCCGCCACCGCCUAGAGCCGGUAGCAGCAACGGCUCGAGCCAAAGAGGUAAAAUGACGGAUUGGAAGCCAUUGGUUCCUCAAUAG